UCUUCCUUCUUUCUUCUUCUUCUCCUUCUUUCUUAUUCUUCUUCUUCUUCUAGAACACGGCCCAGUGGCCGCACGGCCAGGCGAGCUUGGGGCUUUGGCAGCCAAGACUCCGCGGGGCAGCGGGGCUGUGCCACUGCCAGACGGAGGGCGCGAGGGGUGGAGUGGCCGUUUCGGCCCACGGCUGCCCCUGUCUCGGGCGUGCCAAUGUUCGACUAUAGUCAGGAGCGAAAGAGGAACGUACACGUACAUGAAUCCACGCUGGUUUCGAGAUUUCGCAUUGCGCGAAUGGUCGUAUCACGCGGCCGGUCUCGCGGGUCAAGGGACCGUGUUCAUGUAUAUAGCUGGGCGCGUACGUCCUUUGUGGGCUCCCUAUAUAGGGGAUCGAUUGCAUAAUUGAUUUAUACCCUGAAAUUGAUUUCCCCGUCGGAUCUGCGAACAAGUGCGUAGAGUGCUCCGUAGAUCUCGGAGCAUCCUGCGCAUGUCUCGCAGUUUCGGCUGAGAGAUGGAUUUUGGGGUAAAUCAGGUGUGUAGUCGAUCUCCUACUCGAAAUGUCCUCGUUCAUCGCAGUCCCCGUUCAAGAAUCUACGGGGCCCUGACGAGGCGCCCGGGCAUCUCUGGUUCGCUGGACCGCCUGGUCCGACGCGGUCCAAACAGAAGAUCGGGGAGAUCGUCGGUCAGCAUGUCACCUGACACUGUUUCGGGGCCGUGAAGAGGUGCCUUCUGGAGGUGCAGGCCAGUUUCACAACCGUCAAGGAGUUCAGCUUCGUGCCGUUUUCGUAUUACACCCAGUCCGACGACCUGGUGGCUGGGUGCGUGAAGGCCGGAAUGAACAGCUGGAGGGUUGAGAGAAAUCUGGUUGUCUGCCUGCCCCGCAUUUGCACCCCGAGGUUCAUGGCGGCAGGGUUGCUGAAGCACACGGUUCCGGCGCUCUUGGUGCGCGAUGUCGCUGGCGUGGACCUCGACUCCGCAUCCGUGAAUAUCACAGACGCGGUGCGGUUGCAACCGUUGAGUUCGGUACACCUGGACUUCAUCAUCGCUGGUUACUGCCACUCAGGGACAACCUCGCUCCACCACCACCUUCGCUCGCACCCGAGCGUGGACAUGUGGCACAAGGAGGUGCACGAGCUCCUCUGGCAGCCGGUGUUCACAAGGGCAGAGCUGAGGCACCUGACCAGCAUGAGGAGGGACAGGACGCGGGGCAUCCGCUCCACCUGGGCUGGAACGGCCCCUGGCCUCUUCAACAGGCUAAGCGCCCUGCCCAGCAGGCCAAAGAUGAUCGUCAUGGCCCGCGACCCCCUCUCGCAGCUGGACUCGAUACUGAGCCACGGCACGACCGCGUUCUUCAACCCGAUCGGCCAGGAGUUGGGCAUGGACCUGGUCAGGACGGGGACCAACGCCGUGUACAACAUGCAGGCCAGUAUGUUGGAGGAGCGCGUGCUGGUGGUGCCCACGCUGCGGCUCUCGAUCGCGCCCGACGAGACCAUCCGGGGCCAUGGCCACGGUGCAGCACUGGCUCGGGCUCCCGCCGGACCACGGCCACAGGCGGCACGGGCGUCGCCACGUGCGGCCCACGCGCCUGCCGGUGCGCGGCCGGCAGACGCUGUGCGACGUGCCCGCCAGCUGGCGGCCCGACUCGGUGGCGGAGCUGGGCGGCCUGGGCUUCCUGGACCUGCUGCACGGUGCCCUCGCGCGGGAACGGGAGCGGCUGAGGCCGGAGAAGAGGAAAAGCACACGGCAUGAGCAGAGGCUAGCCAGCGUGGGCCCCAAACAGC
This is a messenger RNA of Prorocentrum cordatum, 1772 nucleotides long. The record is from the annotation of a GenBank genome assembly. NCBI's taxonomy places the organism in Eukaryota, Dinophyceae, Prorocentrales, Prorocentraceae.